This is a messenger RNA of Zymoseptoria tritici IPO323, 1695 nucleotides long. RefSeq lists its product as uncharacterized. The record is from RefSeq and is a predicted model, not a curated record. Gene Ontology annotation, biological process: proteolysis. Gene Ontology annotation, molecular function: aspartic-type endopeptidase activity. NCBI's taxonomy places the organism in Eukaryota, Fungi, Ascomycota, Dothideomycetes, Mycosphaerellales, Mycosphaerellaceae. Bases 91 to 1695 code for a protein of 534 amino acids. The transcript has 2 exons.
GUUGUAUACAUGGACUACAUCCUUGCAUCAAUGCAUUCAUUCACUUAAGACGAACCCGGAUCCUGGAAGACUGGCAGGGAUUCUCACACGAUGCAGGGAUUUUUCGCGAUAGCGGCUGUGCUCGCGGGCUAUCUACUCAGCGCGGACGCCAUACAACUUGGAAUCCCUGACAGCGAUCGUGCUCCCAAGGUCGUGCAACAGCAUUUAUACCGACAUCCUGUCGCCGAUCCAGUGGAGAGAGAUCGAAGGCGAUUCCUGCACAAGCGCCAAAAUGACAGCGUCAACGCCGUCGAUGUACCUUUACGGAACGAUCUCUUCCUCUACUACAUGAACGUCUCAGUCGGCACGCCACCGCAAGACUUUGAAGUUCACAUCGAUACCGGAAGCAGCGAUCUCUGGUUGAACGUGCCGACCAGCGAGUUCUGCUCUCUCCCCGUGGACCCUUGCACGACCGGCACAUACGACGCCAACGCCUCGUCCACAUACGAAUACGCCAAUAGCCUAUUCGAGAUCCUCUACGUUGACAAAACUACUUCCAACGGCGACUAUGCCAGAGACGUCGUCCGACUCACCGAUAGCAACGUCUCCCUCCCCGGACAGCAAUUCGGCGUUGGCUAUGAAUCCACCACACAAGACGGCAUCUUGGGAAUUGGCUACCCUACGAAUGAAGUCCAAAUCUCCUUUGGUGGCCCUCUCUACGACAAUAUUCCCGUGAGCAUGGUCAAAGAAGGCUACAUCAACACUCUCGCGUACAGUCUCUGGCUGAACAACAUCGAUGCCGAUGAAGGCGACAUUCUGUUCGGUGGUGUCAACACGGCUAAAUAUCAAGGGGACCUCGUCUCUCUGCCCGUCAUUCCCGACAGAGGCAUCUACCGGGAAUUCACCAUCGAGAUGAACAGCCUAGGUCUCAGCGGUGACGAAGAGGCGUUCUCCAGUUCUCCCCUCGAAGUCCACCUCGACUCCGGCGCGAGUCUGACGUAUCUGCCCGAAGACGUUACAAAUCGUAUUUACUCCAGAGUCGGCGCUACCUACGAUGCUCGCUAUGGUAUUAACAUCGUCGACUGCGAGGUUGCGAAUCAGAACGAGACGAUGGACUUUGUCUUCUCCAACAUCACGAUUAAAGUCCCCAUGAGCGAAAUGGUGGUGCCGUACGCCAACUUUGGCGCUCAAGAACUCUGCGUGUUUGGGGUGCUUCCGACGAUCACAUCCUCGCUGGGUAAUGAGUACAUCAUUCUCGGUGAUACAUUUUUGCGGUCGGCGUAUGUGGUGUAUGACAUGACGAAUCAUGAGAUCUCGUUGGCGCAGACUGUCUUUGGUGUGGAUGCGGCGGAUGAUCAGAUUGUGGAGGUUUCGUCGAGUGGAGAUGGCAAGCCUGUUGGGACGGGCAUUGCGAGUUUUGUUGCUCCUGGAGGAACGACUGGAUCAGGGUCGGGAACUGGAACAGGAAGUGGGAAUGAGGUAACGACUAUCAUUUCAUCACUGCGAUAUGUGUCAGCAAGCACGUUGUCUCGCCCUCGCCCUCGCCCUCGCUCUCUCAUCACUCUCAUCACUCUCGGCCUUCUAGCCGGUCUGCUCGUCCGUGAACAAGCUGAUGUACUCACUCCUGCACCGGGUGAUCGGAGCUUCAAGAAUCACACUGGAAUUCGCCUGCUUCUUCUGAUGUCACUCCUCGAUCGAGUUCGCUCGUGCGGAUGA